AACAUCCAAGAUGAAGUUGUCUCUAGCUCUAUUCGGCCUGGCUGUGGUGUCUCUCUGUGUGUCCCAAGCGAACGCUGCAGACACCUCCACCUCGACAUCGAGUUCUGCCUCAAGCACCACGGAUGCGGCAACCACGACGACCACCAGCACCACCACGGAUGCGACUACCAGCACAACAGAGUCCACGACCACAUCCUCCUCCUCGUCCUCUUCGGGCAGCGGCAAGAAGAUAGUCCGUGUCAGCAAUCUCAGGUACACGGCCAAGAGGAAGAUAAAAGUCGGAUCUGGCAGCACCAGUUCAUCCACCAGCAGCAGGAGUGCCCGCACCAAGGCUCGCAAGGCUCGCGUCAAUGCCCGAAAAGCGCAGUCGAAGCGCAGGAAUCUUCGUGCCAAAAACAAGAAGGUUCGCGUUCUCCGUGGCUAAGCAGUGAUACGAAAAUUCUCUAU
This is a messenger RNA of Drosophila subobscura, 447 nucleotides long. RefSeq names its product protein new-glue 1. Bases 11 to 424 code for a protein of 137 amino acids. The transcript has a single exon. The record is from RefSeq and is a predicted model, not a curated record. NCBI's taxonomy places the organism in Eukaryota, Metazoa, Arthropoda, Insecta, Diptera, Drosophilidae.